Thecamonas trahens ATCC 50062 is the source of this 2669-nucleotide messenger RNA. RefSeq lists its product as uncharacterized. Bases 57 to 2669 code for a protein of 870 amino acids. Gene Ontology annotation, biological process: activation of GTPase activity; regulation of small GTPase mediated signal transduction. Gene Ontology annotation, cellular component: cytoplasm. The record is from RefSeq and is a predicted model, not a curated record. The transcript is spliced from 4 exons. Gene Ontology annotation, molecular function: GTPase activator activity. Lineage: Eukaryota; Apusomonadida; Apusomonadidae.
GUGUGCUUCUCCCCAACCUCGGCCAAGGCUGGACCUUCUCGCACUGUGUGCCGCCGAUGCAGGCCGCCGGCAUUGUCCGUGUUGACAGCUUGAAAUGCGAGGCUGUGCUCGUCCAAGCCCAGCUGCAUCUUACGCCAGUGAACGGCGAUGAGAAGUCGAGCCCGACUGCUGCAGGCAAGGCUCGGAGCCGAGCCCGUGUCAUCGACAUGCGUGGCUGUGAUGUCGAGCUCGUGGAAUCGGUGUACCCAGGCGGCCCGACCUCGGUUGUCAUUGUCGCCCCGCACACGAACAUAGUCACCCGUCUACACACUGCGGCGUCAGCCGAGGCCCGUGCAUGGCUGCCUCCACUGCAAGAAGCUGCGUCCGCCAGGAUGUCGUGUCUGCCGCUGGUGAGUCAGGCUGUGUCGGCGCAAAACUUGGCGGAUGCAUCGCCGUCGCUGCUGACAGGCGUCCGAUCCCUUGGCGACGGUGAGGCUGGUGACGAGCCCGAGCUUGAGAGUUGGAUGACUGACGAGCCAGGACACUGGCCGGCUGCCCUGCUCAAGGAGAGUAUCCCUGUGGUCGAGGAGGCGCCCAAGAUGCUUGCCGCGUGGUACCGACUGUACUUUCUCAACGCAGAGCACGCCAACUUUGUGGCCGAUCUCCGCGGCUGGCGCGGGAGCUCGUACGGCGUCGUUGCCGUCUCGGUCAUGCGCUGCCUCGAGGCCGGCAAGGAGCUCGUCCGCGCCGUGGUCUGGUCGGGCCGUGGUGGCAUCGUCCCGUUUGUUGCCUACCCAGGCUGCGAGUUCAAGAACUUUCGCAAAGACCUCAUUCUCGCGCUUGCAGUCUACGAUCCGAUUCUGUGCAAGGCGCGCAACAAGUUUGUGUGUGUCACUGGGGCGAUGGGCGUCGAGCGGCUGCUGAAUCUCGAAGACCAGGCCUUUCCACGGACAGCAGAGAUCGGAGUCAUGAUGGUCCGGCCAGGUCAGACCUCGGUCGCCGACAUACUGGCCAACGAGCUCAACCCCGAGCAUGACGACGAGUUCUGCAACUUUGUCGACACGCUCGGUACACACGUCGAUCUUUGCGGGUGGGAAGGAUUCUCUGGUGGACUUGACAUCAAGGGCGGGCAGACAGGCGCGUUCUCGGUCUGCACUCGCAUCUCUCACCGCGACAUUAUGUUCAAGGUCGCGCCGUACAUUCCGUCUGCCCUCGGGAGCGAUAGCCCAGCGAUUGCAACGCGAAAGUCUCACGUUCUCGGCGCGCCGGCGCUCAUCGUCUUUCUCGAGCGCGCCAACGAUUGCUUUGAUCCCAGCGUGCUCGAUGGCCAACAUGGAGCAGCUGCGACUCAAGUCGUUGUUGUUGUCUCUCCACAUCCAAAGGCUCCGGGCACGCUUUUGACCUACCAGCUCGCAUGGCGGGCUGGCAACGGACUUUUUGGCUCGCUUCCGGAUCCGCGCGUCCAUGCGCUUGGCACCACUACUGCUCAUAUCAUCCUCACUUCUGUGCUCAACGGACUGGCUGCUGCCCACCGCGGUGGUUCACCCGACGCGCUCGACACCCAAGUCUCGACUAGAGCCGACGCACUCACCAAGCUGUACCGAGCUGUGCUCGCCGAUCAGCCGGGUCACAUAGUUGGCCCCAAGUCCGGUGCCGCGGCAGACAUCGACACCGUCGUCACACCGCCGCUCCUUGGCUUUCAUCGCCACGCGUCUGUUCUUCCACUCCAAGUGUACGUCACCGCCGGUGCCGGCGAGAUGGGAGUUGUGUGUUCGGCGCCCGAUGCGGCGGCUAUCGCCGAGCAAGUUGUCUCACGCCCGGUGGCCAAGGUUGCCGUCAUUGACAGCGCUGGAAUCGCCAUCGUUCUUUACCGGGCAUCCAAGUAUCCGGUCGACUAUAUAUUUCUCGGCUCCAUUGGCCCGUGGAUCCGGCACUCGCUGGACAAGCGGACCAAGCGCGCCCACGACGUGGUUGUCUCGUCGCGGCCCGGUCGCGCACCGCAGCUUGCCAUCGCCGUCAAGUCACGCGUCGAGGUUUACGUGUGGGAAACACCCACGUUUAUUCACUGGACCACGCUCAAGCUCGACGGCCCUUCCAGAGCCAUGUCCUACUUUCCGGUCUCGGGUCGACUCGGUCUCGUUCUUGCCGCGGGUUACGUCUCGGUCGACACCACUGACGGCCAGCUGACUGCUUUCACCGUCGCAGACGUUGUCGGUCAGCCAGCCGACAACGCCCAGAUCAUGGAGGUUCCCAUCUCUCGCCCCGGCUCGCACGUCGUGAUCGCUAACGGCAUGCGCGGGGUGACCGUCUCGGCGGUGUCGGGUGAGGUCGGCCGCGGGUGCCUGCGGACGACAUGGUCAUGGGGUUGCAUCCCCAACGCCUUUGCUGCCCUUCGUGGAUACGUCGUGGCGGUGGCGUCUACCAAUGUCGAGAUUCGAAACGCUCGCAACGGCGCCAUAGUCCAGCGGCUCUCGCUUCCGCCCCCAAUCCAGCUCCUCUCGCAGCCAGCCGACGACAUCGUGCUGAGCAUGCGUGGUCGUGGACGGGUCGAGCUUUACCGACUUGACGUCGACGGCUGCAGCCGCGGUCUCGCUCACAACUCGGCCGGCAUUCUCUCCACCCAGAGCGUCCAGCCCAUGCGUCCGUCCCACUGCUGCCUCUCGGUCGGCACAAAGCUCUGGGACAACUGA